Messenger RNA from Temnothorax curvispinosus, 448 nucleotides. RefSeq lists its product as uncharacterized. Lineage: Eukaryota; Metazoa; Arthropoda; Insecta; Hymenoptera; Formicidae. The annotation marks the transcript as partial. The transcript has 4 exons. The record is from RefSeq and is a predicted model, not a curated record.
UUCAAACCCAGACGGUAGAGGAACAUUUUAAACUUAUCCUAGAGGAUAACAGCGUGAUUGAUCCAAAUCUGCGCGAUGUAACAUCUAAUGAUCUCCCUGCCUGGUACAACAAAAAUAUAUAUAAAGGAGCUCAAAAUUAUUAUAAGCGGAACUCGCUGUCAAUAGUAGCGGCAAGCACAGUAGGACUUAUAAUAGUAUUUGCAGUGGAGACAAUACUAAAGGUACUCUUGUGCACAAAACGAAGUAGUUCGACCUGUUUGGCUUUUAAGAGAUAUGUAGAAACUCUGCAGCAUCUAUACAACAUAUCUACGUGCGAUCCAGCUGAUACCAAUUCCAAAUACUUAAUGGCUAUGUAAGACGCAACUUGUUCUUCUGAAACCAUUCACUUCUAAACAGCAUUGCAAUCAAAAUAUAAUAUCAAAAGAAUAAUUAAAUGUCUGUAAACAAA